CGACAAUCCGACUGGGCUCCGGUUGUCGGACAAGAACCCAUUCCCGAACCGAUGGUAGAGAACUCUGCUCCUGCUCCAGAAAUGACCCUGACACCCAACCCCAUCGACGGCGAUGAGGAAGAUCCUUCCGUCCAUUCGACUUUGGUGUCGCAGUCUGAUCAGUGCGGAUAGUCUGCAUUCCUCUCCUGCAGCGGUCAUAACUAGGAGAGGUGCACCUCAGUGUCACGCCGUCACACCCCUGCCUGCAAUGCACAGUUCAUACCUUUAACCAUUCAAGACACGGCACACCCAACAAAGACUCUCGCUGUCACAGACAUCAUGACAUUCUCAGUUGAAAUGGUUAAAAGCAGAAGCAGGGACUCGGGUGUGACUGCAGUCCCGAGUAGCAGGCAGGUGUUGAAGAGCUGGGCUGUUGUGAGAGUUUUAAGCGGUUCUGUUCACAGGUGAAAUUACAAAAUGAGCAGGUUUUCAAAUGGAAAGUCCACCUCUCUCCUGAAGGACGGCAGCUGGAUCAAGAAAGCGGAAAUUGAGGAUGAGGAUAUCGACCGAGACCCAAACUUUGGCAAAUCUGUUCUGAGCCAACGCAGCGAAACAACAAUUGGUCCAGACGGAGGAGAAGUUAAAACCACCGUAACCACGAGCAAGUCGACAUCUGUGCAGGCUCUCACCAAGAAAUUCAGUGGAAGUCAGGAUGAGCUGAGGAGCGGCAGCACCCUCACUUCCAGCCAGACUACAACUUCCUACACCAAGAGUGACCCUGCACUUAAAAGUCCGACCGCGAAGUUCAGUGACCGCGUCAAGUCUACAAGCAAAGGGUCACUGUACACCAACUACUCACCUACCAGGACCACCAAAGAGCCUGAGACUUCUGUUUCCAGCAGUAAAGACCCUGAGGACAAACUUUAUGACACUCUCAUCCCCUCGGCUAUCAAGAAAAGUUCCUCGCCCACAGACAGUAAAACAAGCGUCUUUUCGUCUGAGACUGUGACGGUGAAAAGCAGCCCUGUCCCGGAGGACAAACCUCUCGUCCCUUCUUCUGGGAAGGGAGUUUACUCGUCCACAGACAGAAAUGGGAUUAAAACUACAACCACAACAACGAUUUCCUCUAAGCCUGAGGAUGACCUGUAUGGCACCCUCCUGCCUCAAUCCAUCACAAAUGUAUCUGACCGGCCAUCUUCUCUCAGCAGCAGCAGCAUCAGCAGCAGCAGCAGCAGCAUCAGCAGCAGCAGCAUCACCAGCAGCAGCAUCACCACGAAGAGAGAGAUCAUCACAGUGGAAGGCAGCCGAGGAGUUGAAAGCUCAAAUCUGUCAACGCCCACCUCCACUAGAACCAGCAGCUACAGCUCGUACUCUGAAGAUCUUCCCUCCACCCGCACCACCUCCUACACCAUCAGCACCACCCCCAGUGACGACUACAGCAGCGACCGCAGCUACUCGUACUCCAGGCCCGAGUCCAGCUACGAGUACAGCAGCAUCACAAGUCCGUCCUCCUACACCUCAACAUCCUACCGGAGCAGCAGCAGGUCGGCUGAAACUGAUCAAAUGUACUCAUCCUCCACGAAGAGUGUGUAUGCAGCUCCUGAGAGGACGGUGCUUGAAAAAGACUUGUGCACUUCCUGCCGUAGGCCCUUCAACGGUGAUGCCAAGAUGGUCCUGGAUGACAUGAAAAUCAACUGCCACGCUUCCUGCUUUAAGUGCGAGGUGUGUAGCAGCACGCUGGGGAACAUGAAAGCCGGGGACAGCAUGUGGAUCUACAAACGCAUGGUGCACUGUGAAAACUGCUUUGAGAUCGCCAGAGGUAAAUGGCGACGCUAAGUUUCUCCCGAGCCCUCACUGGAGAUAAAAUACAUGGGAUUGACGAUUCAAUGGAAUAGGCUACUGUUAAUUGGGUUUUUUGGGGGGUGAAAAAGGUUCUCCUGUACUUAUGUUUUUAUAUGCUCACAAAUCUUUAUCUAGGUGUUUUUAAAAAUGACAAUUAUAUUAUGAAUAUAUAUUACAAAUGCAGCUCCAUGGAAGUGCGCUGUUGACAUUGUGAUAUUUCUGUCUUUGUAUCUAAACCUUUCCCCUUGAGAUGGCACGCAUGAUAUUCUCUCAAGUCCUCUGACUUUGUGGGGUUGUGUAAUAUGAAAAGAGAUAUUGCAAUUUAUAGGGCCGGGGGCUUUCUCUUUGUGCAAUAAAGGCAAAAAAAGUGUCUGAUCA
Messenger RNA from Pungitius pungitius (ninespine stickleback), 2199 nucleotides. RefSeq names its product sciellin (gene scel). The record is from RefSeq and is a predicted model, not a curated record. The transcript has 25 exons. Gene Ontology annotation, biological process: epidermis development. Bases 457 to 1815 code for a protein of 452 amino acids. Lineage: Eukaryota; Metazoa; Chordata; Actinopteri; Perciformes; Gasterosteidae. Gene Ontology annotation, cellular component: cytoplasm.